CUGGGCUUCAUGCAUGCGACGCAAAUCCGUUUACUAACUUUUCUUGUCCGGGUAAUAAUUAGAAUAUUUCAUGAUGAUCAAAAUUGUGGCUUUGAGUUUGAUGGUCGCGUUCGUCGCUGCGGGGCCUUAUAGGGAAAAGCGUCAAGUCAGUAACUGCCUAGAUUAUUUCAAGAAUAUCCCCAACCCUUGUAUCAACAACCCGAGCAUGCAGGUCUACUUUCCCCACCCCUCCGACAAUUCCAAAUUCAUCCAGUGUGACCGGUCUGGACGCAUGUACAUCAUUCAGUGCCCAGAGAACAUGCUCUACAGCCCCCUGACGUCAACGUGUGGGACAACUGCGGCCUCCGGAGGAACCAUCAGUCCUGCUGUAAACCUAGUGAAUGGAAAUCCUUGCACUGCACAGGCGCUCGCCGCAGGAAACAUCUACUUUGCCGUCCCUGAUGACAACACGGCAUUCAUCGAGUGCGAUUUGCUUGGGCACCCCAAUGUUCUUCAUUGCCCAGCUGGUCUUAUCUGGGAUGAGGGCCGUCUUUCCUGUGUGUACAACUUCCAGGGCAAUGGCGGAACCGGAACUGGUACUGGAACCGGAACCGGAACCGGAACCGGAACGGGCACUGUCACCCCAGGAACUGGUUCCCUCGCCAACAACUGCUCACCUGAAAACAUCGCUGCCGGCAAUCUUUUCUGGCCUCACCCGGACCCGACUAAAUUUAUCCAGUGUGAUCUGUGGGGGGAUCUCUUUGUAAACAGCUGCCCUGCUGGUCUCAUCUGGAACCAGUACUCCGAAACAUGCGCUUCCGCUUACGUCAACUAUAAUGCCGGAACAGGUGCGAAAUAAACAUGAACUGACGUCAAUUAAAAAUAUUAUGAAAUCGUACGAAUUUCGGUAAACUUCGGACAAAACGAAUCAACGCCGAAGGAACCGAUGGAUUAUAUGGGG
Molecule: messenger RNA, 940 nt
Organism: Mya arenaria
Lineage: Eukaryota; Metazoa; Mollusca; Bivalvia; Myida; Myidae
Exons: 5
Coding region: 71-838 (255 amino acids)
Cellular component (GO): extracellular region
Molecular function (GO): chitin binding
Source: RefSeq, a predicted model, not a curated record